AUGCCUUCUGAUCCUACGGCGUACACGCUGGUAGCCUCCAACGUGGGCUACCAGCUGGACCUGUCGACCCAGGAGUUGCGGCAGAACUUGCAGAGUCACAGCGACGAGGUCAAGCUGGAAACGCUACGUGCGAUUAUUGUUUCCACACUCAAUGGCGAGCCUCAUGCGUCGUUGUUGAUGCCGAUUAUCCAGUACGUGCUUCCUAGUAAGAACAAGCAGAUCAAGAAGAUGCUGCACUUUUACUGGGAGGUAUGCCCAAAGCUUGAUAACGAGGGCAAGUUGAAGCAGGAAAUGAUCUUGGUAUGCAAUGCCAUCCGAAACGACCUGCAGCACCCCAAUGAAUAUAUUCGUGGCUCUACCUUGCGUUUCUUGCAAAAGAUUCAGGAGCAGGAGAUUCUGGAGCCGUUGAUCCCGACGGUUCGUCAAUGUCUGGACCACCGUCACAGCUAUGUACGCAAGAAUGCUGUCAUGGCUAUCUGGACGAUUUAUGAGCGACACGAGCAUUUAUUGAGCGAUGCGCCCGAGCUUAUUGAAUCCUUCUUGGCUGGAGAAGCUGAUGCAACAUGCAAGCGAAAUGCACUCGCUAUGCUAGUGCACUGCGAUCUGGAACGGGCUGUUGCUUAUCUCGACGGCGUUAUUAGCCAAGUGCCUGUGAUGGAUGAGCUCAUGCAGAUGGCGGUCAUUGAACUCAUUCGCAAAGAUGCCAAGAAUGAAAGUGAACGUACAAAUGGCUAUAUCCAGAUUGUAUCUGAGCUUUUGGCGUCGUCGAGCCAUGCCGUGAAGUACGAGGCGGCUAUUACACUCGCUGGCCUGGCCCACAAUGUGCCUGCUGUGAAGGCGAUUGCCAGUGCACUAAUCGAGCUUACUGUACAGGAGAGUGACAACAAUGUGAAAUUGAUUGUGCUGGAUCGUCUGGACGCCCUCCGCAAGCGUCAUGAACACGUAUUGGAUCCGUUAGUGAUCGAUUUGCUUCGUAUCCUAUCCAGCCCCGAUAUGGAUGUGCGCGAAAAGGUGCUGGACAUGGCCCUGGAAAUGCUCACUGUGCGUACUGUAGAAGAGGUCGUUCUUCUUCUCCGCAAAGAACUUGUGAAGACGUCGCAGGGUCAAGAUACUGGCACGGAUUACCGUCAUUUGCUUAUCAAGACACUGCAUGCGUGCGCAGUGCGCUUCUCUGAAGUAUCAGGCACGGUGAUGCACGAGCUGAUGAACUUCUUGGGCGACUCAGGCAGCUCGUUGGCCGUGGAGGUGAUUGCAUUUGUGCGUGAAGUGGUCGAGCGCUUCCCGAACUUGCGCGAGGAUAUCUUGUCGAAGCUGAUCCGCGCUUUCCCUGACUUCCGCAAUGGAAAAGUGUAUCGUGGUGCUCUGUGGAUUGUCGGAGACUACUGCAACUCUGUGGAAAUGGUCCAUGAGGUCAUGCAGCAGAUCCGCAAAGUUUUGGGCGAAGUCCCAAUCCUGGCGGCGGAAGAGCAUGUGCAGGACCAAACCGAGCCUGCCGCUUCGGAGGAAGCGCCUGCGAAGUCGGCACCUAGUGCAGCUACGCGUGUUCGUGCGGAUGGCACGUACGCCACGGAGUCCGCUUUUACAAUCGAGUCGUCAGGCGAGAAGACACGCUCGCUGCGUUCCAAGCCACCACUGCGAAGCCUGAUUCUCUAUGGCGACUUUUACACGGCCUCCGUGUUGGCCGUGACGCUCGUCAAGCUGACGCUGCGCUUCUUGAGCCUGUCGUCGGACGAAGAAGCAAAGAACAUCCUUCGUGCCGAGGCCAUGUUGAUCAUGACCUCAAUUAUUCGCGUGGGCCAGUCUACAUUUGUCUCUUCCAAGAUCGACGAGGAUUCCAAGGAGCGUAUUAUGACAUGCUUGCAGAUUCUUGGCCGUGCCUCACUCUCUCUUGACGAAGCCCAUGCUGCGGCUGACAUUUUCCUGAAAGACUCUCGUCAUGCCUAUGCAACAAUGCUGGAGCAUGAGCGUGCGAAGAACACCUCCAAGGCCGACAAACAAAUGUCGGUUGUCACGCAGCCGCAUGAGCAGCUUGUCUUCCGCCAGCUGGGCGGCUCUCAUGCCGAUCAGGAUGACAUCGACUACGAGGCGGAGCUGAAUAGGGCGACAGGCAAGUCUGCUGUCUCGAAAGACGAUUUCAUCAGCAAGCUACAACGUGUCGUACAACUCACUGGUUUCUCCGACCCUGUGUAUGCCGAGGCCUAUGUCGAUGUGCACCAGUUCGAUAUUCUCCUGGACAUUUUGGUGGUCAACCAAACAGAGGAGACAUACCAAAACCUCAGCGUAGAGCUGGCGACAUUGGGUGACUUGAAAGUUGUCGAGCGUCCCUCGACCCAUACCAUUGGCCCGUACAGCUUCCAGAGCAUCAAGGCCACCAUCAAGGUCUCUUCCACCGAGACAGGUGUCAUCUUCGGUAACAUCGUGUACGAGCCUGCGAGCGUCAGCAGUAUGGGCUCGGGCGAUAACUCGUAUGUGGUGAUGAACGAUAUUCACGUGGAUAUUAUGGACUACAUUUCUCCGUCCUACGUGUCUGAGACCCAAUUCCGCAGUAUGUGGACUGGAUUCGAGUGGGAGAACAAGGUCAAUGUCAAGACUCACAUUUCGGAUGUGCGUGAAUACCUUGAACAAGUGAUGAAGGCUACAAACAUGGCGUGCCUUACCCCAGAGGCUAGCUUGGCAGGCGAAUGCGGUUUCCUGAGUGCCAACCUCUCUGCUGUGAGCUUGUUUGGUGAGGACGCAUUGGCCAACGUAAGCAUUGAACGUCUAGAUGAUGGCACGAUUCAGGGCCAUGUGCGGAUCCGCUCGAAGACGCAGGGUAUUGCGCUGAGUCUUGGCGAUAAGAUUACAUUGGUGCAAAAGGCAUCUUCUACGUAG
Malassezia pachydermatis is the source of this 2871-nucleotide messenger RNA. RefSeq names its product coatomer protein. NCBI's taxonomy places the organism in Eukaryota, Fungi, Basidiomycota, Malasseziomycetes, Malasseziales, Malasseziaceae. Bases 1 to 2871 code for a protein of 956 amino acids. Gene Ontology annotation, biological process: intracellular protein transport; intra-Golgi vesicle-mediated transport; endoplasmic reticulum to Golgi vesicle-mediated transport. The transcript has a single exon. Gene Ontology annotation, cellular component: COPI vesicle coat; cytoplasm. The record is from RefSeq and is a predicted model, not a curated record. Gene Ontology annotation, molecular function: structural molecule activity.